CAUCCAAAGGCCUGCCCGGUCUUCUGUUUCGUAGAUGCAUAGCCAGCCAAUUAGAACUGGAGUCCUUCUGCACAUACAGGGAGUAAAUCUCGCUCGUGUCUCGUGCGGUUAAGUGGUCACUGAUGGCUGGAAUGGUGAGCCUAUGGAACGAUUGGGAGGUCCAAGUCCUAGUGCUUUUCAGCUUUGUGUUGCAAGUGUUCUUGCUCAUGUUCGCCAGAAUGCGACGGCGGAACAUCUCCAUCGUCCCAAGGACCCUCAUCUGGCUAGCAUACCUGCUGGCUGACUCCAUUGCGAUAUAUAUCCUCGGCCACAUGUCCUUCUGUAGUAAGCCCCAUGAAUACCAACAGCUCGCGGCGUUCUGGACGCCGUUCCUGUUGAUGCAUCUUGGUGGCCAGGACACUGUCACCGCCUAUGCCAUGGAAGACAACUAUCUGUGGCCACGCCACCUACUCUCUCUGAUUGUGCAAGCCCUUGGAGUAGCUUAUGUCUUGUACAAGUAUACUACAGGCAGCCGGACCUUGGUCACAGGCGCGGUGUUGAUAUUUGUCGCUGGUAUUCUCAAGUAUGCGGAGAGAGUAUGGGCGCUCAAGUCAGCCAACCUGGAGAACAUCAGUAACCUCCUCGAAAGCAGGAAGUUCAGAGAGGCUCGACAACAGGAUCAGAUAGGGCCUUACCGUCCGCGUGAACGGUGGGGCCAAGCAGAGCAGUUGGGUUCUGAAGAGAUUCUACAGGGAGCUCAUGACCUGCUCCCCAUUUGCAUGGGUCAGUUCAUGGAUUAUAAGUUUUGGCCGUCCCCAUUCCAGAGUAAAGCCAUAAGAUUUUUUGGUGAUAAGGGCUACACGUAUGAGUUGAUUGAGAUGCAGCUGUCCCUGAUGCAUGACGUCCUUUACACCAAGGCAGUCGUGAUCAACACAUGGUGGGGAUGCUUCAUCCGUGCCAUUUCAUUAGUUGCCAUCAUCGCCACAUUCUUCCUGUUUCGAUCCAGCACUAGCAAAAAUGUUUUCAUAAGAGUUGAUGUCGUCGUCACGUAUAUCUUACUAGGUGGGGCUUUCCUCCUAGAGAUGACAGCAGUGUUGAGGGCGAUUGGCUCAACAUGGAUGUGUGCAUUGUUGCGUGCUGGAAGGUGGGAUUGGCUCCACCACAUAACCAUAUCUGCUCGGCGGUAUGUCAAGGCAGGGAAAAGAAGUAGAAGAUGGUCAGGUUCCAUUGGACAACAUAAGUUUCUGCAGCUGCAGCUUAAUGGGCCCAGUGUUCAUGUUACCAUUGGACCCAAGCAAGGUAAUUCGUUUGUAUGUUGGGACUUGUGGAAGAAGAUACAUCCCUCCUUAACGGUGAUUUCAGAUGGUACUAAGGAGUUAGUGCUGAAAGAGAUACUCAGAAUGGUGAAGGCGUGUGCGGGCAAAGAGGAAAUCAUGACGAGUUAUAGUGGUCAGUGCGCGUUGAAUCCAUGGCACGGAAUCUUUGAGGAUCCCACCAUAAACACUGGCAUUGAUUUUGAUGACAAAAUUUGUACCUGGCAUUUUGCAACCGAAAUAUUCAUCUUUACUUGGCAUGCAGGGCCCCUUGUGGAGGCAAUCAGGGAGCUGUCUAACUACAUGAUAUUCCUCCUUGUUGAACGGCCCUACAUGCUGCCUAGCCCUGUCCGCCCCGGAUUGUAUGCCAAUACUGAAGUACAAAAUGUGGGAUGGAGCUCUGUUCCCAUAUUGUAUGCCAAUACUGAAAUAGGAAGUGUGGAAUGGGGUAGGCGAGGCGCAAAGAAUCUCAUUGAACGCAUCAAAAGCAGGCAGCUUGGUUCUACAGCUCCACCUGCCUUGGCCCGUGGAGCAGAGCUUGCCAGAUUGCUGCUAGACAUGGAGGAGCGGGGCGUGCCAGGGGUGCUACAGGUGAUACUUGGAGUGUGGGUAGAGAUGAUGUGCUAUGCGGCCCACCACUGCAGCAGGGAUUCCCACGCCAGGCAGCUCAACAGCGGCGGUGAGUUCAUUACCGUCAUCUGGCUUCUAUCAACUGCCAUGUUCAAUCGCACCUACUGUGGCGAACCAUCGUUUAAGGAGGACGUGAAUAAAUUCUUCCGUCCACUAUUCGCAGACAAGCCUACAUGCUUACAGCGCUUUGUGGACCAAUCUGAGAUGUUCAAUUUGUAGAGAUAAUCUUAUGUGGGUCAUCUUCACCAUAAAUAAAAUAAAAUACUCCUCCCAUCCAUAAUGUAAGAUAUUUUUUGACACUACACUUGUGUCAAAAAACAUCUUACAUUAUGGGACGCAGAGAGUAGUUCUCUAUUUAUUAUUGCAUAUAAAGUGAGAUUCAGAUUGAAUUUCGUGUAUAAAU
This is a messenger RNA of Triticum aestivum (bread wheat), 2325 nucleotides long. RefSeq lists its product as uncharacterized. The record is from RefSeq and is a predicted model, not a curated record. The coding region runs from base 123 to 2141 and encodes 672 amino acids. Lineage: Eukaryota; Viridiplantae; Streptophyta; Magnoliopsida; Poales; Poaceae. The transcript has 2 exons.